AUGGCUAGAAUAGUUGUUUUGUUUUUAUUUUUAUCAGCAUUGUUGAUAUCUUCAUGGAUUCCAAUCUCUCUUUGCGAGAAACCAACCGGAUCUGCUAGGAAGGAGGACAUACCGUUCAUAAAGUGCGAGGUCUGCGCCGCACUUGCAUAUCAAACACAUCAACAAGUUGAAGAAAAGCGAACCCAAAUCUUACCAAAGAAGGUCAUGGAGUAUGACAUUAUUGAAAUAUUAGAGGGUGUUUGUAAUUUAAAGAAGCCUUCAGCAGAUUGGAUUCUGUAUCUUGAUAUAAUUGAAUUGGAAGAUAGAUUGAAGCUUGUUUUACAAGAUACUGAAGGACAAUGUCAAUCUAAAUGCAAGACAAUCGAGAAGGCUUGUCAAGAGGUGUUGGGAAACUAUGACACUGAUAUUGCAGAAUACAUAUACAAAAGCAAGCCAAAUUUUGAAUUACUUUUUGACUUCCUUUGUCAAGAUCUCACCUAUGCUUGCACUUUUCCUCCACCACCAGUUCCAAAGGAUAGAGUUCAAGGGGAACCCUUUGUCCGAAAGACAUCCAAGGAAAUUGAAAUAGAUAGAAAAAUAAAGUCCAUGGAGGACAUGCCAGGAGCACAUAACUUGAAAUUGUAUUCGAGAGAAGAUUUGUUGAAGGGAAAGUAUGACAAUGAGGAUGAAGAUGAUGACGACGAUGAUGGGGACUUCCCUUCAAGAUGGAGCAAAGAAAUGAAGAAGAAGAAGUUGAGCCUAUCAGAGAAGAUAUCCGAGUCCGAGCUUUGA
This is a messenger RNA of Impatiens glandulifera, 771 nucleotides long. RefSeq lists its product as uncharacterized. The record is from RefSeq and is a predicted model, not a curated record. NCBI's taxonomy places the organism in Eukaryota, Viridiplantae, Streptophyta, Magnoliopsida, Ericales, Balsaminaceae. Bases 1 to 771 code for a protein of 256 amino acids. The transcript has 7 exons.